UGUUCAGACACACUUCUCACAAACUUUUUUCAAAUCAAAUACGACGCGCGCAAUAUAUAGGAUCUUUCUUCUUCCCAUCACCCCAUCUAUCUCUCGAUCCCAUAUCAUACUACCUACAUAUAACAUAACCAUAACCCAUCAUCACUCCAUCGUCUUUUUUUCCUUUGCAGGAUUCACAUCUGCUUAAUCACCCCACCUUAUCAGUCCCCCCUUCUUGCAUGCUAGCUCGAGGCUAGCUAUUUCGUAGUGUACAGUAGUGGACUCGGAGUAGCGCUUGGGGUUUUAUCGCCGCCAUAAAGAACGUUGGAAGGGUUGCAUUGAGAAAAGGAAAAGGAAAAGGGAAAGUGCCGGAAAAGUUAUUCAAGAAUCCAGCAGAGGAAGCAGAAGCAGUUGAAGAAGAAGAAGAAGAAGAAGAAGCAGUUGAAGAAGAAGCAAGAGCAAUCGAUCCCUAGCCAUAAUAUUAUUUACACCAAUUCUUGUCGACAAUCAUAACUACUACCCUCGAUAUCAACAAUUCCAAAAUUCGAAAGCUUUUCUUACUUUCUCUUUCUUCUAUUGUUCACUCAUUCAUUCAUUCAUUCAUUCAAUCAUUUACCUACCCACCUACCCACCUACCUACCUGGCUUGCAUUCUCGAGGAGUACGACAUAACGAUAAAGCCAUCUGAAUAAUGAAGGCUCUUCGUAGGUCGAUUAAAGGCGAAAAGCCCGAUUCAAAAGCUCAACAUAUUUCUCUAACGCCCAAAUCUGCCGUCGCGAUUGUCCCUCCAAAAAAGGUUAUUCGCGCAUUGUACGAUUAUGAGCCAUCAUCAAAUCAAGAAUUGGGUUUUACGAGGGGCGACUUCUUUCAUGUUAUAGGACGAGAAAACGAUACGGAUUGGUAUGAAGCGUGUAAUCCUGCAGUGCCAGAUGCGAGGGGUUUGGUACCUGUUGCAUACUUUCAAGCGUUAGGAAAGACUGAGCGAGAUAGUGGUCAAUCUCUAUCAGAUAAGUCGCCUAUGGGUAUGAAGGUGGAUCAUGAUUCGGGUUAUUCCGACAUGUCCGGUUCAGGGACACUGGCGAGUCCACCAGAUAGCGGUGGAGGUCAGAGAUUUUCAAAGACAAUGAAAGGCACCGGCGCGAUGGUUUACGGAGUGGUUAUGUACGAUUUUGCGGCGGAAAGGCCCGAUGAAUUGGAAGCCAAGGCUGGAGAAGCAAUCAUCGUGAUUGCUCAAUCGAAUCCGGAAUGGUUUGUCGCGAAACCCAUUGGGCGACUUGGGGGCCCAGGACUAAUACCAGUUGAUUUCAUCGAGAUACGCGAUAUGGGCACUGGCAAAGCGGUGCCGAACGCGCAAGAGGCAGUUCAGAGAGCGGGUGUGCCCAAAGUCGAAGAAUGGAAGCGAAUGGCCGCCGAUUAUAAGAAUAGUAGCAUUACCUUGGGCAAAUUCGAAGUUCCCAAUGGCUCUUCACAACAACAGCAACAACAAAUGCAGCAGAGCAUGGAAAGAAUGAGUCUGCAACAACAGAACUCAAGGCAGAGUCAGCAGAAUGGUCAAAGCUAUGACCAACGACAAUCACAACAAGCAAGAGCAUCUCAACCCGCCCAACAGGUUCCGCAAAACCCAUAUUCUGUGCCAUCCAAAUCUACGUCCCAAUUGUACGCUCCAAUAUCAGCGCGGAUACCACGAUACUGUUUCGCUGAAGAUAAAUACUGGUUCGUGAUCGAGGCUGGUCUGGAAGAUGGGAGACAUUGGGAACUUUCGAGAUACUACGAAGACUUUUACGAUUUUCAGAUUGCUCUCCUGACAGAGUUCCCGGCGGAGGCAGGAAACACUGGUACGCAGAAAAGAAGCUUGCCGUACAUGCCAGGACCUGUCAACUAUGUUACAGACGCGAUUACCGAAGGAAGACAACAUAAUCUUGAUGCCUAUGUCAAGAGCCUUUUGACCCAACCACCAUAUAUCUCAAGAUGCACUCUUGUUAAGCAGUUCUUCGCGCCUCGAGAAGGAGAUUAUGAGAUGGAUCCAAACGCAGUUGAAGAAGAAUACCGUCUAUCGGGUGGUUCACAACAGUCAUCAAACGAUUCAAGAACACAAGCAGCAUCUAGGCAAUCUUCAAGGGGCGAUUUGAACGGUGAAAAUUAUUCGAGCGGGGCACCUACGGGCUUAACAGCUGCUCCAGGUCAUCAAAGAGGACAAUCAUCGUUAUCAGUCAAUAAUGGUCAAGGUCCAACACGUCAGACCUCAUCUCUCUCUCAACCAUCCAGCAACUCAUUAUUAUCUCCAGCCAAUAAUGCCAAUGGGCAACUACCAUCUCCAUCUGCUAUGAAGGUCAAGAUCUAUUUCGGUGAUGACUUGAUUGCCAUUCGAGUACCUACCGACAUUCAGUUCCAACAGCUUUAUGAGAAAAUCAGUGAUCGCUUGAAGAUUCCACAAGGGGAUGAAAUUGCACUUUACUACAAGGACGAGCCCAGCGGAGAAAAGCCCAACUUAAUGAGCGACAAUGAUUUGGACAUUGCUCUACAACGGAACGAUAAGCUUAUUAUUUACGUCGAAUAUCAAUAGUAUCAUUGAUCACAACUUUUACAUCUACAUGUAUCUGCUACUGCACGGGCAAUGGAGAACAAACAACUCUCGUCGAUUCUAUGAACGAAAUGUUCUAUCGCUACUUUUUUUGCACUUACACUUUCUUGAUCUGCUUCAGAUGUACAGACAACUCUUCUGUAGGGGUUGGUAAUAGUUGCUGGUACACUUUUUGGCAGCCAAAACCACUCAUUUUGAUGCAGAUCAACACAAUUUUUUUUUUAAACAAUACCAUUCUUCUUACCUUUUCGUCAAGAUUCUAUCGGGGAUAAGAAUAUUAGGGAGGCACUGGGCGUUAUCAUUAUGGCGCUUCUUCUUUAUCACCCCUUGUUGUUUUUUUCUUUUGAACAUUUUGGGCUGCAUGACGGACAUACCAUGGAAAUUUCAUUUGUUGGAGGAAAUUAGUUACCAAUUGCUUUUUAAGUUACGGGAGAUGGAGAUGGAAUUGGGAAUGAGGGAGAGGAGGAGGAGAGGGAGAAAAUUAAAGAGAUGAUGAUAGGGACGACUAAGUUCUUAUUUAGUGUGUGAAUGAAUACCUAAGCAGCGAGCAUUUAAAUAUUCAAUUGAAUGGACUGAAAA
This is a messenger RNA of Botrytis byssoidea, 3138 nucleotides long. RefSeq lists its product as uncharacterized. The transcript has 4 exons. The record is from RefSeq and is a predicted model, not a curated record. Lineage: Eukaryota; Fungi; Ascomycota; Leotiomycetes; Helotiales; Sclerotiniaceae. Gene Ontology annotation, cellular component: mating projection tip. Bases 670 to 2541 code for a protein of 623 amino acids. Gene Ontology annotation, molecular function: phosphatidylinositol binding; protein binding. Gene Ontology annotation, biological process: conjugation with cellular fusion.